Dendrobium catenatum is the source of this 783-nucleotide messenger RNA. RefSeq names its product WAT1-related protein At5g07050-like. The coding region runs from base 1 to 783 and encodes 260 amino acids. NCBI's taxonomy places the organism in Eukaryota, Viridiplantae, Streptophyta, Magnoliopsida, Asparagales, Orchidaceae. Gene Ontology annotation, cellular component: plasma membrane. The record is from RefSeq and is a predicted model, not a curated record. Gene Ontology annotation, molecular function: transmembrane transporter activity. The transcript has 4 exons.
AUGUUUCAGAAGGUGAAGCCUUAUGCAGCCAUGGUGUUUCAGCAGUUCAGCUUUGCUGUUAUGUCAAUUAUUUUUUUGGCAAUUGUGAAGGAUGGCAUGAGCCAAUCUGUGUUGUUUGUAUACCGUAAUGCUGUUGCUGCCAUCUUUAUUGCUCCAUUUGCGCUCUAUUUUGAGAGGGUUGAGAAGCUGAACAUACAUCAGGUAACUGGCAAAGCUAAGGUCAUUGGAGCUCUAUUGACCUUAACUGGUACACUUCUCUUGGUUUUAUACGAAGGACCAGUUGAAGAGUUUCCAUGGUCCAAAGGACCAGAACGUUAUAACACUACAGAGAACUCUAAUGGCAAUGGCAGCUUGAGGAGGAUUAAGGGAACAUUAAUGAUAUUAGCAAGCAGCACCAGUUGGAGUAUCUUCUUAAUCCUGCAGGGCGUGGUAUGUACAGGGAUCACUAAUUAUUUGCUGGAGAUGGUUUUGAAGGACAAGGGACCGGUUUUUGCUGGAGCUUUCAGUCCUUUCUGUAUGAUUAUUACUGCUAUCAUGGGCUCCUUCAUUCUUGCAGAGAAAAUACACCUUGGAACGAUUCUUGGGGCAAUUGUUAUAGUAACUGGCCUCUAUUCCCUUCUUUGGGGCAAGCGCAAGGAUCAAACAAUUCAAUCAGGAGAUGAUCAAAGCAAGGAUUAUUUCAUGAAAUCAGAGUUAUCUGUAGUUGAAUCUGGUCUUGUAGAACAACAUUCUAUCACCAUUGAUCAUGGCACAAAAGAAGAAAAGCCAUCCACAUUGCCUUGA